AUGACGGCUACUCGGCCUCCCUCCGUCCAGUCCCAUCCCGUACCCUCCGCCUCUGCCGCCGCUGGCCCAUCCACCGUCCAUCACGAACACCGGGACAUCAAGAUCCAGUCGGACGGAAAGAUCAUCGAGACGGUCACUGUCGAGGAUACAAAGGUCGUACCCGCCACCGACGCAGACGCAGCUGUUGCAGCCGCAGCCGCUGAUCCAGCGGCACCAGGAGCAGGGGGCGGAAAGAAGAAGAAGAAGAAGAAGGGAAAGGGGAAAGCUGCUGCUGUGGCGGACGCAGACGAGGACGGGGAGGAGAUCAUCGAGGUCAUCACCACUACUACGCCCGCCGCUCCUGGCGCUCCGGCCGGUACCACCACCAACACUACCGUCAUCACCCACACCCAUCCCCCAGCUGCCGACUCAGCUCCCGUCCCUGACCCUACCCCUAACCCCAUCAUCGCCCCCGUCGCCAAAGCUCCAUCUAUAGCGCCGACUAUCCAGAUGGACAGCCACGAUCCGAAUGAUGGAGAAGAAGUUGUGAUUAGGACUGUAACAGAAACGACAACUAUCAAGCGGGUUCCAACCCCGCCUGCCGCCCCCAGCAUCCGCGCCCCCAGCAUUGCCCCUCCGCCAUCCAUCGUCCCUCCCACCGUUGCCGCUGCACCUACCUUAGCUGCUCCAGCGACCGUCAUCUCGGUGGCGCCUCCGCCUACGGUCGUCGCUGCGCCCACUGUCGCUCCACCCGCUACGGUGAUAGCAGCUCCCUCGGCGGCCCCUGCUAUCGUCACAGUUACCCACUUUGAGGCGGCGCAUACUCAUCGUGCCCCCUCCGUACGAGCCCCGUCAAUCCGGGAUCCCUCCAUCUACGCGCCCUCCGUCCGCGCUCCGAGCAUCUACCAGCCCCAUAGGGAACGGACGUACGACAAGGAGGUCGUCACCGAGGUUGUCACCGCGACCGUCACCCGCGCCCCAAAGCCCGCCACCCCAAACACCCAGCCCAUUCCUACCGUCACUCUGGCCCCGGCGCCAAGUCUUCCUCCGCUCGCUACUGUCGCGCCCGCCCCUCCCUCACCUGCUCCAAGCCACCGCUCCGACCGCUCUCAUCGGUCGCACCGGUCGCACCACCACCCGGAAGUCAUCGUCAACAUCUCGGUGCCGUCCGCCCCUGCCCCAACUGCUGCUUCUGCGCCCGUGGCGAUCCCGGAAGUAUCCAUCACCCCUCCCUCUGCACCACCUCCGCCCACCUUCAUUACCACUACCAACCUCGCUGCUGCGGCCGCCCCCGUCCCUCCCUCUCCAGCCACCUCGGUCCGGUCUCUCAAGUCCAGCUCGGGCGGGAUGAAGCUCCCCAAGUUUCUCCGGUCGACUCCAAAGGCCGGUACUAUACCGGAAGAAGGCGACGUCGUGGAGAAGAUCACGACCACCACAUACGUCACCCGCAAGCCGUCUCCGCCGCCCGCGAUGGCGCAGCAUGUCGUGCAAAAGGCGCCGAUGUAUGUGAUCACUACCACGGACUAUGGGCGUCCGGGCCAGAUCCGAACGGCCACUCGGACCGUGCCUAUAGCUGCGCCUGCUCCUCCGGCGCCACCACCUAUCCCGGUAGCUCCUCCCACUCCGGUCUCGCCUCCGCAUCAACACAACAAGGUCGUCGAGACUACUACGGUCGAGACGGUCACGUACCCCUUCCAUUCGGGCGGUACUCCACCACCUGCGCUAGCUGCGGCGGGACCUGCUGUCCAGACCAACGCGCCAGCCGAGACCACCAGGACAACGACUACCACGACGAGCGUGCCAGCUCCGGCGGCUCCGGCAGUCACGACCGGGUAUCCCAGUACGCCAUAUCGAGGGGACAUCAAGCCUAUUCCAUACUUCGACUACUCGUCUAUGAUUAAGCGCACCCCUCCCAAGCGGAACCGCCUGCUCGACUUCGCCUCGCCUUACCUGCCCCAGGUGGCCCCGCCCGUGAACCCUCAGCAAACUAUCACCACCACCACCAUCCAUCCCGACCACCACAUCACCACUUCCACUCGCGCCGUCCCCGCUCCCCUUCCUGCUGCCCCUACUCAAAUCUACUCUCAGCAGCCAUCCCGCUCUCAUACUCCCCUCCAGGCACCUACGUCCAUCCUCCAGCGCCAGCCCACCAUGCUUCCGCAGACGACUCCCGCUCCUCGUACGGUAGCCAGCAUCUCCAUGGACAUCGAUCGUGAUGUCAAUGGACACGAACACGUCCAUGCCAAGAUGCACGACUACACCCAGCUCCCUCAGAUGCAGCAGAGGCAGGAUCAGGGUCUGGGCUUGGGUGUAGGCGGAAACACGCCGGUCGUGCAGACGCAGAUUGGGCUAGCCGGGGCAGGACCAAUAAUGGAGACCAAGUCGGAGCGGAGGGAGCGGAGGAGGCUGGAGAAGGAGGAAGAGAGGGAGCGGAGGGCGGACGAGCGGCAGAGGGAGAGAGAAGCAAGGGAGCCUGCGUAUAGGCGGAUAGGAGGGUUUGCACCUGGUCCACGUUCGGAACGGUAUGCUGCGCCGAGGGAUCUGGGUGACAUUGAGAGGGCUGCGAGGGAGAGGUAUGAGAAGAAGUUUGCGCCCACGGAGGCCAAGCCGUUUGGCGGGAUGCCGGGUAUGCCUGGAUUGGGCAUGGGUAUGGGUGGGAUGCCAGGUAUGCCGGGUAUGAUGGGUAUGGGAGGUAUGAGAGGACCAACGGGACCACCGCUCUUCCCCGCUCCACCACCACUCAUGGCUCAGCGUCCGGCAAUGUACGGUCCGCCCCUCAUGCCGUCUAUGGGCAUGAUGCCGGGCUUGAUGGGCAUGGGAACGGGUAUGGGACUUGGCGGGCCGAUGGGUAUGGGCCUGGGCAUGGGCAUGGGGAUGAUGCCAGGGAUGGGGAUGGGAUUGGGGAUGCCGAACGGAAUGCCCAUGGGCAUGGGGAUGGGCGGUCCGAUGGGCAUGAGGGGUCCGCCAGGGAUGGGUGGGGGCGGGGGCAGUAUGGCGGGGAUGCCGCAGGGUAUGGGUGGGAUGGGAAUGCCUGGGAUGCCAGGAAUGGGAGGCAUGGGCCCGAUGGGCGGGCAGGGGAUGAGCGGACAUAGGGGUAUGGCUACUGUUGCUGCGAAUACCGCAGCUCAUUGA
Dioszegia hungarica is the source of this 3111-nucleotide messenger RNA. RefSeq lists its product as uncharacterized. Lineage: Eukaryota; Fungi; Basidiomycota; Tremellomycetes; Tremellales; Bulleribasidiaceae. The transcript is spliced from 5 exons. The record is from RefSeq and is a predicted model, not a curated record. Bases 1 to 3111 code for a protein of 1036 amino acids.